CGUGGUUUUCAGCAUUCUGACUUCUGAUUUCCGAAAUCUGAGCAAUUCUAUUUCCUGAGUUUCAUUUUGUAUUUUUUUAUUACUUAUUAGGUAGUUGAUACUUCAAAGUUGUAGUUGUUACUUAUUGUACGUAUGUUAUGCUACGAAGUUUUAUGAUAUAAUUAUUCAUAUUAUAGUAAAACUAGUUCUAGUUCAAGUAUUAUAGGAAUGGAAACCAAAAUGUCAUAUUCAAAUAAAUACAUUCUCGCGGCCCUACCGAGGACUCAGCGCGGAACUCCGCUCGUGCUGGGCGGCGACCCCAAGGGUAAGAAGUUUCUGUACACGAAUGGGAAUUCGGUGAUCAUCCGAGACAUCGAGCAGCCGGCCAUCGCGGACGUGUACACGGAACACUCGUGCCAGGUGAACGUCGCUAAGUUCUCCCCGAGCGGCUUCUACAUCGCUUCUGGAGACGUGUCGGGAAAGGUGCGCAUCUGGGACACCGUCAACAAGGAGCACAUCCUCAAGAAUGAGUUCCAGCCAAUCGGUGGUCCCAUUAAGGACAUCGCAUGGAGCGCCGAUAGCCAGCGAUUGGUGGUCGUCGGCGAGGGCAGGGAGAGGUUUGGACACGUGUUCAUGGCUGAGACCGGCACGUCGGUGGGUGAGAUCAGCGGGCAGGCCAAGCCCAUCAACUCGGUGGACUUCCGGCCGGCGCGGCCCUUCCGCGUUGUCACCGCUUCCGAGGACAACACGCUCGCCGUCUUCGAGGGGCCGCCCUUCAAGUUCAAGUGCACCAAGCAGGAGCACAGCCGGUUCGCGCAGGCGGUUCGCUAUAGCCCGGACGGCUCGCUCUUCGCGUCGGCUGGCUUCGACGGUAAGAUCUUCCUCUACGAUGGAAAAACUUCAGAGCUCCUGGGAGAGAUGGGUCAGCCGGCGCACUCGGGCGGCGUGUACGGCGUGGCGUGGUCGCCGGACGGCUCGCGCCUGCUCUCGGCCUCUGGUGACAAGACGUGCGCGCUGUGGGACGUGCCCGGGCGCCAGCAGCUGGCCGUGUUCCGACUGGGCGGCGCCGUGGAGCACCAGCAGGUUUCGUGUCUAUGGCAAGGCGAGCACCUGCUGUCGGUGUCGCUGUCGGGCGACAUCAACUACCUGGACGUGAACAACCCUGACAAGCCUCUGCGAGUGAUCACUGGCCACAACAAGCCCAUCACCUGCCUGUGUCUGUCGACCGACGGCCGCCGUCUCUACACUGCCAGCCAUGACGGUGCCGUCACGGUCUGGGACGUCGACAACGGUGCGGGUGAGCGCGUGGUGGGCACGGGACAUGGAAACCAGAUCAACGGCAUGAGAGCCACCGCCGCCGGGUUCCUGUCGGUGGGCAUCGACGACACACUGCGAGCUGCCACCAAGGAGGACGGUGAGGUAGUGGCGUAUGGCGGCGUGGCCGUAGCGCUGGGGGCGCAACCACGCGGGCUCGAUCACGUGGCCGCCGCAGACCUUACCGUCGUGGCCACCGUCAAAGAGUUGCUGGUACUGGAAGGCGGCGUGAAGAAAUCAGCGAUGUCUGUGAAGUACGAGCCGACUUGUGUCUCUAUCAACCCGCAUAACAACCACGUAGCCGUAGGCGGCGACGAUAGCAAGGUGCACAUCUACCGCCUGGAAGGCAGCAGUCUGACGGAGCUGAGCGAACUGACGCACCUGGGGGCCGUCACCGACGCGCGGUACAGCCCCGACGGGCGACAUCUGGUGGCAGCCGACGUGCACCGCAAGGUGGUGCUGUACGACGCCGAGUACAAGCUGGCCCACAACCGGGAGUGGGGCUUCCACUCGGCGCGGGUGAACUGCGUGGCGUGGUCGCCGGACGGAGGCCGCGUGGUGUCGGGCUCACUGGACACCAGCCUCAUCGUGUGGAGUCUGGCCGCGCCCAACAAGCAUCUCACCAUCAACAACGCACACCCCCAGAGUCAGAUCACGGGUGUGGUGUGGCUGGACGAGGAGACCAUCGCCUCAGUGGGGCAGGACGCCAAUACCAAGAUAUGGACCGUGCCCGCGCCGCGCUAAGAGUUGAAAACCCGCCUCCAGUCUGCACAGUGCUCUAGCUGCCAGCCGUCUGUCCUGCUGCGCGGAGACGCCAAGUUCGUAUGAGAACAUUAAAAGCUUAUUUACAUGUUUCAUUUUAUACUUUCAUAGAUUUAAAAUGCUAUUUCUUGAUUCAUUUUUAUAAUUUUUGAAUUGGUAGGUUUUCGUCGCUUCACUAAUGUACUGAAACUUUAUCGUGGAACUAACAAGUGUGCGAUUUUUAUGUUAAGUUUUAAUAAAGUGCUCAAUGAAUUGAUCGGUUGCGACCGAGUGACGUAUGACAACCAGGACGACACCUAUUAUUGGAAGCGUGGCGGUAGUUGUCAACCCAUUUUAUUUAUAAUUAUGCUUAAGUGUGUAAAUUAUUAUUUAAAUUUUUAGAGUGGAAUUAUGUAUUUAUUUUGAUAUUUAUUAACUUAAAUUAAAAAAUCAUGAUUGGUCACUUCUACGUUGAGGCGUGUGUUAAGCCCGCAACGGUGGGCGUGGCCUGAUCUCCGCAUCUGAUAUUUGAUUGGUUUUCCAGCCACAAGUGUAACGUAAUUAACAAACGUGCAAAUGGUUUACUAUUAGCUAUUACUCUUUGUAUUUAUUAAUAUAUUUUUGUACUUUAGAUGUGAACAUUAACGUAAUUUAAGACUUAAUUCUAAAAGAAUUUUAUAUAACCCAAGUAUUUGUCUGGCAUACCAGUAGAUUAUAUCUGAAACGAUGUGUCACGCCGGGAGCGCUCCGUGUCCAAUAUCGCAAAUGUGGGAUUGAUUGGCUUACAAAGUAUAUUGAUAAAUCUAAUUCAUUUUUAGUAAUGAACUUGAAACUUCUAACUAGUUUAACUAGUGCAAUUAACUUGUAAAGGAAUCCCUUGAGAUUUCGUGUUGGAUCAGUGUGUUGUUCUGCAGAAAAUAUAACGUCAAAUUUUCAUCAAAAUAUUUUAUCGAUAAGGGAAAUGUUCUAAUUCAAAUAUUUUUUAAGCAUUAUUUAAAUUUCUGCCUCAGACCCGAGAAGAAUAAGUUCAUGUAUACGAUAAACUUAACAUAAACGUCAAUUUGACAAUAAAGGAACUAACACACUACAUACACGAAAUCGCAACGUGGGCUACUACGGCCGUGAGAAUUAACAUGACAAGUGACAGACGGGCGCUCCCAGAGCUCCCAGUAUUGCAUUUGUGUUGAGAUUAUAUUAUUACUAUUAUAUGUAUAUCGUUCUAAGCUAUUUGAGCUGAAUGUGUGAGAACAGUUGCAUCGCUCCUGUACACUUCAAAUGUUAUCAAUAUUAAAGUCACUUUAUUUAGAGUUUUGCUGGCUUCAUAACAUUUUAGUUAGUAACACAUCGGCCAGUUGUUUGUAUAAGAGCGCGGAAGAGCAUGUUUGAGAUGUCUCAGUAUUCUGAUGAAUGAACAGAAGGUAAGUAUAGUCAGAACGGCAUCGUGUGGUGGGUCUCCUAGCGUGGGUCCGCCACUAUCACAGAACAAACUAUAUAUUGUUGAUAGUAUUUUUGUAUUUGCCAAUUUUAUAUUCGAGUUUUGUCGAUACUAAGUGUUUCUUUUUCUACUAAAUUAUAUAUUUAUUGUAAUAAAUUGUGUACACAUGUA
Molecule: messenger RNA, 3640 nt
Organism: Leptidea sinapis
Lineage: Eukaryota; Metazoa; Arthropoda; Insecta; Lepidoptera; Pieridae
Gene: flr
Product: actin-interacting protein 1
Exons: 14
Coding region: 208-2037 (609 amino acids)
Biological process (GO): actin filament depolymerization; positive regulation of actin filament depolymerization; sarcomere organization
Cellular component (GO): cortical actin cytoskeleton
Molecular function (GO): actin filament binding
Source: RefSeq, a predicted model, not a curated record